GCCGCCGCUGCACCGAGCAGGAGCGCGAGGUCGCCGCCAGUCUGCGCCUCGGAGACCUGCCUGUCUCCCCGCCCCUUGCUCCUGCAGAAAAUGCUCAGAGACGGCCGGGCGCCCGCUCUGGCACGCUAAUAGGCAGUUCUUUUCCUCUCCAACUUCAGGUUCUAACUUUGGAGCGCUUUGCAGCCGCUUCUUCCAGGUCUGCAAGGAGGCGCGGAGUCAGAGGCUCGGAUCCCUCUGCAGUCAGCGCCCUGGUCGCCCCAGGACGCACCGUGCGGUGCCCGGGUCCUUUCCGAAAGGGGCUCCUCUGUUUUCAGUCGUGUGUGGCGGCUGGGGGGCGGCUACCACAGGCCGGCGUCUCGUUCGGCCCAGCGCUCCUAGCGAACUUCACACUGGAGAGCCAAAAGGAGUGGAAGAGCGUGUCUUGGAGAUUAUCCCGGGGAAAUCCUGAGGUCAUUCAUUAUGAAGUGUACCGCCCAGGAGUGGCUCAGAGUAACCACAGUGCUAUUCAUGGCCAGAGCAAUUCCAGCCAUGGUGGUUCCUAAUGCCACUUUAUUGGAGAAACUUUUGGAAAAGUACAUGGAUGAGGAUGGCGAGUGGUGGAUGGCCAAGCAAAGAGGGAAAAGGGCCAUCACAGACGACGAUAUGCAGAGUAUCUUGGACCUUCAUAAUAAAUUACGAAGUCAGGUGUAUCCAACAGCUUCUAAUAUGGAGUACAUGACAUGGGAUGUAGAGUUGGAAAGAUCUGCAGAAUCUUGGGCUGAAUCUUGUUUGUGGGAACACGGACCUGCAAACCUGCUUCCGUCAAUUGGACAGAAUUUGGGAGCACACUGGGGAAGGUAUAGGCCCCCAACCUUUCAUGUACAAGCAUGGUAUGAUGAAGUGAAAGACUUCAGCUACCCACAUGAGCAAGAAUGCAACCCAUAUUGUCCCUUCAAAUGUUCCGGACCUGUCUGUACUCACUAUACACAGGUGGUGUGGGCAACAAGUAGCAGAAUAGGUUGUGCCAUUAAUCUGUGCAACAACAUGAACAUCUGGGGGCAGAUAUGGCCCAAAGCUGUCUACUUGGUGUGCAAUUAUUCCCCAAAGGGAAACUGGUGGGGCCACGCCCCUUACAAACAUGGACGACCCUGUUCUGCGUGCCCACCUAGUUUUGGAGGGGGCUGUAGAGAAAAUCUGUGCUACAAAGAAGGAUCAAACAGCUAUUACCCUCCUCGAGAGGAAGAAACAAAUGAAAUCGAACGGCAGCAGUCACAAGUCCAUGACACCCACGUUCGGACAAGAGCGGAUGAUAGUGACAGAAAUGAAGUCAUAAGCACACAGCAAAUGUCCCAAAUUGUUUCUUGUGAAGUAAGAUUAAGAGACCAGUGCAAAGGAACAACCUGCAAUAGAUAUGAAUGUCCUGCUGGCUGUUUGGAUAGUAAAGCUAAAGUUAUUGGCAGUGUACAUUAUGAAAUGCAAUCUAGCAUCUGUAGAGCUGCAAUCCAUUAUGGUAUAAUAGACAAUGAUGGUGGUUGGGUAGAUAUCACUAGACAAGGAAGGAAAAAUUAUUUCAUCAAAUCCAAUAGAAAUGGUGUUCAAUCAAUUGGCAAAUAUCAAUCUGCUAAUUCCUUCACAGUCUCUAAAGUAACAGUUCAGUCCAUCACUUGUGAAACAACUGUGGAACAGCUGUGUCCAUUUCAUAAACCUGCUUCACAUUGCCCAAGAGUGUAUUGUCCUCGUAACUGUAUGCAAGCAAAUCCACAUCAUGCUCGUGUAAUUGGAAAUCGAAUUUAUUCUGAUCUGUCCAGUAUCUGUAGAGCAGCAAUCCAUGCUGGGGUAGUUCGAAAUCACGGUGGUUAUGUUGAUGUUAUGCCUGUGGACAAAAGAAAGACUUAUACGGCUUCUUUUCAGAACGGAAUCUUCUCAGAAAGUUUGCAGAACCCUCCAGGAGGAAAGGCAUUCAGAGUAUUUGCUGUUGUGUGAAGUGGAACACUCGGAAGAGGAUAGUAAAAGCAAUUCCAAAUGCCAUAUUUCUGAAGUUUGUAUAAAACUGUAACAUUACUGUACAGAAGAUACCAACUCUUUCAGCCCAAGAAAGUACCAAAUGCGUAUAAACCUUGAUAGACAGUCUGUAAAAUAAAACAUGGGACAUUAGCUUUGGAAAAACAAUGAAUACAGAAUGGUUUUAGAAAUCCUGUGUUAAAUUUUGCUAUAUUUUCUUAGCACUUAUUUCUACAGUUAAAUACAUAGGCAUGAUGGUUCUACAUUUCAUAUGUUACAUGGUGCUUUGUAUAUGCCACUAAUGAAAUGAACUUAAAUGUUGAAUGUGAAUGGACCUCAGAAUAUCAUCUGGUGCAUUAAAAAAGUAAUGAUCUCCAAAAAUGGAAAGAAACUAUAUUAUCACAUUUUUUUCAGUCCAAUGCGUUGUGUAUUCUAAAUAAUCCCAUUUAUUUUCCAGUUAAUUCUUGUACAGUUUUUCUCUUCUGUUAGGUUUAGGCAUAAAGAAUAUUCAGUCCUGUUACUGCACUUUUUUUGUAUAAAAUAAUCCAUUACUAUACAAAUGAACAGGAGCUCUGGUGGUACAGUAGUUAAGUGCUUGGCUGCUAACAGAAAAGUCGGUGGUUCGAACCUACCAGCCUCUGCGGAAGAGAGAUGUGACAGUCUACUUCCGUAAAGAUUUAUAGCCUUGGAAGCCCUAUGGGGCAGUUCAACUCUGUCCUGCAGGGUUGUUAUGAAUCAGAAUCGACUCAAUGACAGUGGGUUUGGCUUUAUCAAAUUAAUCAGUUAAAAUGCCUGAUUCCUUGGGAAUGGCCUUAAUAGUAAAUGGAAUAAACUCAGAGUAGUGGUAUUAAAAAUAUUCCUAGUGCUCAUAUAAAAAGUAUAAGGAUAAUUAUGGGCAGCCAGAGCUUCCUGUGUAUUAAAAUUGAGGGCACACAUUUUCUUUUGUAUCCUGGCAAAUACUCCUGCAGGCCAGGAAGUAUAAUAGCAGAAAGUUUAACAAAGAUGAACCAUCGCCACUCAUUUUCUUAAUGGUAAAUGGCCUUGUGUAUUAAUGUUACCAUAUUUUGGUACCUAUAAUGGUGAUAUAUUUGUUUCUAUGAAAAAUGUAUUGUGCUUUGAAACUAAAAAUCUAUAAAACAUUACUUUUGGUAAUUUUUUUUUUUCUUGCUGGUGAUUUUAUUCUUUUCUAUUCCUAUAAAAAU
Loxodonta africana (African savanna elephant) is the source of this 3182-nucleotide messenger RNA. RefSeq names its product cysteine rich secretory protein LCCL domain containing 1 (gene CRISPLD1). NCBI's taxonomy places the organism in Eukaryota, Metazoa, Chordata, Mammalia, Proboscidea, Elephantidae. The transcript is spliced from 15 exons. Gene Ontology annotation, cellular component: extracellular region. The record is from RefSeq and is a predicted model, not a curated record. Bases 460 to 1962 code for a protein of 500 amino acids.